Molecule: messenger RNA, 5304 nt
Organism: Ahaetulla prasina
Lineage: Eukaryota; Metazoa; Chordata; Lepidosauria; Squamata; Colubridae
Gene: CLMP
Product: CXADR like membrane protein
Exons: 7
Coding region: 486-1595 (369 amino acids)
Cellular component (GO): cell surface; cytoplasmic microtubule; membrane
Source: RefSeq, a predicted model, not a curated record
UCCAGACACGCCAAAUUACUCUGGCAGUUCUAGAUGUGUCUCUCGGCUGCCGCCGCUUCUGUCUUUUUCCCCCUUCCAGAUGUUGACAGGCUCCAAACUGAAUCGGCGGCUCGAGAGGAACGGCGGCUCUUCUCCUCCACUCUGCGUGGAAACUGAAGGCGGGGGGGGGGGAAUGAACGGCAGGAGGGCAGAGAGAGAGGAGAGAGAGAGAGAGAGAGAAAAAGCAAAGUUGGAUAUUUUUCCGGCGCACGGAGGCAAUUACCCAGAGCGCAUUCCAGAGGCGCUGCUUUGAAUUUUGAGCAGGUCUGCUUGUCAAUUUCCUGAGUAGGAAGAAGUGAGGAGGAGGAGGAGGAGGAGGAGGAGGAGGAAGAAGAAGAAGAAGAAGAAGAAGAAGAAGAAGAAGAAGAAGAAGAAGAAGAAGAAGAAGAAGAAGAAGAAGAAGAAGAAGAAGAAGAAGAAGAAGAAGAAGAAGAAACAGAGGCGGAAUGUCUCUGUUUUUCAUCCUCUUGCUAGCCGCCUGUUGUACUUGGAUGUCACAAGCACAGACCGAAUUUAAACGGGUGGCCGAAGCGAACGUAACUUUGCCCUGCCAUCAUCGCCUUCACCUUCUGGAGCCAGCGAGUCUGGAUAUAGAGUGGCUGCUAAAGAAUUCUGAAGCUGAACCGAAAGUGGUCAUCACUUAUGCAGGAGGCAACAUCUAUCAUGAUAUGAUCAAAGAACAAAAGGGCCGCGUUUCAUUCGCCUCCAAUUUCCUGAGUGGAGAUGCUUCUUUGGAGAUCUCUCUCCUGCAGCCAAGCGACUCUGGGCAAUAUACGUGCAAAGUUAAAAAUGCCGGACAGUAUGAAUGGACACACAUCACUCUGAAGGUUCUAGAAAAACCUUCAAAACCCAAAUGCUGGAAAGAAGGGGUGGCGUCCGAAGGAAAAGAAAUCACUUUGCAGUGUAACUCCAUCUCUGGCACAGCCCCUAUUAUGUACACGUGGCAGCGUGUAGACAUGAAGGGGAAACUCGAACCUUUGCCGCCCUCGACACGUCUCAAUCUGUCUAAUCCCGCCCAAAUUAUUAUGAAGAAUCUGACAUGGAUGUUCACCGGGUCUUAUCAGUGUACUGCCUCCAAUGAAGCAGGAGAGGAUAGCUGUGCCAUACAGGUGACAGUGCAACAUCCCCCAAAUGUCGGCAUCGUUGCCGGAGCAAUCUGUGGAGUGAUGGGAGUAUCCUUGCUCGUUGUCCUGGCUGUGUGGCGAACUAUUAAAAGGAAAGAAAAAAAUAAAUACGAAGAAGAGACUCCAAAUGAAAUCAGGGAAGAUGCAGAAGCACCCAAGGCCCGAUUAGUCAAGCCUGGCUCUUCCUCUUUGGGCUCCAGAAGUUCACAUUCUGGUUCUUCCUCAACAAGAUCCACAGAAAACAGUGCCUCUCGCAGCCAGCAAACCCUGUCAACAGAAGCUACUCCACACCUAACACCGACGCAGCACAGCCACCUCGAGAUGAAUGGCAGGAAAAUUGAGCCAAAGAGAAGUAACUACACCAGUCUGAUCAAAACGGAAGCAACCCCUACAAUGAUGCCUGCUCAAAGUCGAGCUUUCCAAACCGUUUGAUUACUGUUUGGUCUAUUUGGCCUCCACCUAUAUCCAUAAAUUACAUGCACUGCCAGCAUUAUGAAAUUAUUUUAUUUUCCAAUGCAACAUUGGUUUUCUAUAGUCAUGCACAUACACACAAAGAACAAAAACCCUCAGUAUUUUUUUAUCUUUCUGUUUUGAGGUACAAGCAGACUUGGAAAAGAGAACUCGUAAAAACAAUUAUUUCUAUUUUUUUAAGAUCUUUUUUUUUUUUUUUGCGAUUAAAGCCUGGAAGGAGAAAAGGGAAUGCCGACACAACAGGAAUAGCAUUUUGCAGUUUUGGACCAAUUUGCUUUUAAAAAAAAAAAUACUGUGGAAUAGAGAUGUUCCAGCAGAAUUCUUAAGGGAAAAUUAAAUGCAUACAUAUACAAUUGUUUUCUCAGUUGUGUCCUAUGUUUUUCACUGCUAAUGUUAAGUCUGAUCAGCUUCAAGAGAAAACUGACAGGACUUUGCAUGUGUCCUUUUCUUGAAUUAUCAAUAUUUGGACACAUCACCACCAACGAAGCAGAAAACUGUAACUUUGGGGAAAAGCGAGAAGCAAUAUUAGACUUUAAUUGGUCUUCUUUACUGGAGGGAAUUUCUGUGAACAUGGAAGUGCAUUAAUUAAGAAGGUAGGUAUGACUGAAUACGGCUAAAGAAUAUAGACAUUAGCCCACUGUGACCAAGCUAAUGUAUUUGUAUGUAUGUAUAUAUUCAUAAAUAAUAAGCAAUUCCACUAAAGGGAAUUAUAUCCUAAUGGAUCAUUAGAAUGUGAGAUCAGCAUCAAAUCCUGAAUUUCAUUUACAAGUUUUUAAAAAUGGUGUUUUUAAAAUACUGUUCUCUAUGCUGGACAUAGUGACAUUCAUUUUUAGGAUGAGUAGUGCCAAAGGGUUUUUGUGGGGGGGGGGAGCAUUUUUGGUCAGAAUACAAUGUCAUGAUUAGUAAACAUUUUGAGGUAAUAAUCUAGAAAAUGUGAUCAUUUGGAUGGAUACAGCAUAGUCAAACUUGUAAAACUAACUGCAAAAUUUAAGAGAUAUAAAGAAUGGAAAUGAGCUGGAAAUGUAGACUUCAGCACGGGUGUUAAGAAUGCUUUCAUCUCUCCAAAGUGGAAAGUCUCAUCUAUGGACAGAACUAGUAUCACCCAGCUUUAACGAUAAGAAAAUGCAAGUUGUUUGAUUUCAAGUGCCAACUAGAUUGCAAAGAUGAUGAGUUUUAAACUGAUAUUAUUCCAGGGGGAUUAUUUCCAUCACAUUCUUAAACACAAUCAGCAAGAAGAAAAUAAGAGAACCACUAGACUCAUAUUUUAUAGGAGUAAUUUAUAAAUGGUGACUUAGGAUUCAAAAGUAGGAUGUGCAUUGCUAAUACAGGGCAGUCAGUAUUACAGAGCUUAUAAGACUCUGACAGAAAGCUAUUUUCCCAAGAAAUAAGAAGCAGGUUUCCAGCUAUACAACAGACACACUUAAUUUAGAAGUCUCCAUAACAACAUUUCUGGAGUAUCUUGAAGCACAUUCAACUAUGAUUAAAGUCGGCAUUGCAUGAAUUCCUCAGCUGAGUCUUAUAUAUGUUCGCUCAGAAGAACCAGACAUGGCAGGCUUCUUGUCUGCUUGUUUAGAAUGUUACAAUUAUUUCAUCCCUCUCAACCAAGCUAAUUUAUCCCUUAUAGACCUUAACUGAAUAUUUAAAAAGCAAUUUGGCUUACAACCUAUCAUCAAGUCCCAUAACUCAACAGGAAGAAAGUAAAAUCCAAGGCAGAUAAACUAUUUCAUCAUUUUAUUUAUACCAAAGCUCAGUAUAAUGCAGGUUAUCAAAUCAUGAUAGUUAUCCCACGUUGUUUCCACCACCUUUUGAAUUAAAAAGCUAUUUAAAUCUUAUUUUCAAAUUGAUGCUUAGUGAAUGAGGUAUAGAAAUCAAAUAGUUAGGACGAUUUGCUACAAAAUAGAGCAGACCUGUCUUAACUCCUGUGGGAGGGGAAAGAAUGGGGAAUCACAAAAUUUAGUAUAUGGAAAAUUUAGUGUAUGUUCCCUGAAAGAUAAAUUGGCAAUACACACUCUAUUAGUUUUCCACUUUAAUAAACAUCCACUGCACAGGAAGUGAAAAAUGUUUCCCUAAAUCACAUGCAAAUAUAUACCAAAUUCAAAAAUGAAUUACUCCCAAUGCCACCUCAACCAUUAGCACAAAAACUAUGCUCAACGAUAGUAAAAUGCAACAAAACUCAAACAACCCAUUCUAUAAAUUCAUACACACAAAAAACGAUUCUUUAAAAAAUUCUGAAAGUUCUGCCUUUUAAAUCAGCAAAAAAAUAUGCAUGGCCCCCCUUCGCUAAUUAAGCACCUCUCCACUUCAUCAGUGUUCUUUAUGCUUAUUUUUUUCAACUCCCUGGUUUGCGUUCUUUCUUCUAAAACCAUCUACUCUACCCUUAUUAUAGCUCCUUUAAAUUAUCCACAUUUCAUUUACUUUCCUAACCCACUCCCUUCCUCUUAGGUCACUUAGUUUUGAAAGCUUACCCUGUAGCAGCCUCUGUUUCCUUUUUCCUGAUAAAUCUAUAGCCAUCUACCUAUCCAAUCUUUUCUUUCCUGAAGCUGUACUUUAACCAUGGGGAUACAGAAAAUGGAACAGUAGCAGCUAGGCCUCCCAAAUGCCCAAGUGUUAAUUUUGUUGUUUUACAAGUCUUUAAAAUGUUUUCUAUUUCAAAACAAGCAAUUCAUGGGAGGCGUGAAGAGGGACCUGUCUUAGAGCACAGUUGGACAAUUACCCUGUUUCCCCAAAAAUAAAACAUCCCCUGAUAAUAAGCCCAAUCGUGCUUUUUGAGCGCAUGGCAAUAAGGCCAAGUGCUUAUUUCAGGGCUCAAAAAAAUAUAAGACAGGGUCUUAUUUUCGGGGAAAGAUGGUAGACACUAUACUGGCAAUCCCUCUAAACUCUAAAACAUGAUAGUAAAGUUAUUUAUUAUAUACACAGAUGUUUUGAACCUCCCGUUUAUAUUCAGCAGCCAAACUCUGCAAACGAUCUGAAUUCUACCACUGAAGAGAAUAAAUGAGAUAAGCUAAAUCUAAUGUAAGGGAAUUUCUCAGCUAUUAAGAAAGGAGGAAAUUUUGGUACAAGAAAAACCAGUAUGUCACAUCACUAGGAUUUCACUGUAAAAGGGAAUAUUUAAGCACAAUGGCUUCAAACUCAUGACCUUAAAUAGUAUCUCACAAGGGAAACACUAUACUCUGGACAGCCAAUUGUUAUUUUGUAAAGUAUUCUUUAAAACAUUGUUACCUUGUAUGCCAUUUACUAUGUAGUACUAUGUAUUACUGUUGUACAAAUUCCUACUUUUUGUUUUUAUUUUUGAACUGGUAAACUGAGAACACCUUCUUGUCUGCCGCCAUCCAUAAUUUGUGCUCAGCACAAGCAAAGCAAAAGGGAGUAAAUAUUUAUUUUAAACCAUCCUGAUUCCACUAUUUGAAGACUUCAUUGUUUUUAAAUAAAGGCUGCCAGACUGCAGUUCGGCUAAACCCAAAGAUUAAACUCCUCCGACCAGUUUUUUUAUUAUUAUUAUUUCAGGGCGAGGUGAACACGUUCAACAAUAUUUAAGGUUAAUAUUAAAAUGCAAGGAUCAGCAUCUUGGGAUAAAUCCAGAAAAGGGGGCUGAAUGAACCGUAUUUCUGAAUGACCAACUACCCUGUUUUCCCGAAAAUAAGACCCAACCAGAAAAUAAAGCCUAGCAUUA